AUGUAUCACUUGUAUUUUCACAUUAUCACCUUGCUGAAGGUGACAGAUCCUGACGACGUGCCUGCAUUCGUGGCAAAGGACCUGCACAAGCUGCCCCCUGUCACCUUUGAUCACGUCGACGUUACCAGGCUACUCAAGGACAUCAUAUCCUUGAAGACAAGCCUGGCUGAGGUACAGUCGAAGCUGAUGUCAUCCGAAAAUACCAUCGGAGAACUCCGUGCGGAAUUAUUGGCAUUACGCAACACUGUCGUUGUAAGUGGGUCACCAACACUGUGCACCGACGACGCAAACACAUGCCGCGGUGCAGCGAAUGCAUCGGUCAGCAGUUUUGAGUCGGCGAAGGCGCAGGCAUCGCCACGUGCGGGCGCUGCAGUGAGUCACACCGUCGAACGGCUGGCGCCUCCGGCGCAGGCUACGACACGUGUGAGUACGUCGACCCCCAAACGUGCUUACGCUGACAUCGCUGCAAAAGGGGGCAAGCAGGUUCAACAGGUCGAAAAGCCUCACACGGAUCUGCAUCAGGAGGUUCCUAAAAAGAACCAGAAUGUCAAGGAAGGCUUUACCCUUGUCGAAAGAAAGAAGAAGAGGAAGCCUACUUGCCGCAAUCAGUGCGGUACCGCAUUGACAGGACAUAACCAUCUGCUGCGUCCUGCUGUACCAGCGACGCUGCUCUACGUGUCCCGUCUGCAUGACUCCACAAAGGUGGAGGAGAUUGUGGAGUUCAUCAAGAUCAAGGCAAAACUUCAUCUGAAGGUCGAGCAGCUGCACUCUCAACACAGAGUGGACUUCAAGUCCUUUGUGGUCAGGGUGCCGACUGAACAUCUGUCGACCUUAAUGAAGGAGGAGUUUUGGCCGCGAGGGGUAGUCUACCGACGGUUCCGAGGUCGGCUACCGGACACUGCGCGACACACGACGCCGUCUCUUCGUGUGACCUAG
This is a messenger RNA of Spodoptera frugiperda (fall armyworm), 936 nucleotides long. RefSeq lists its product as uncharacterized. The coding region runs from base 1 to 936 and encodes 311 amino acids. The transcript is spliced from 2 exons. The record is from RefSeq and is a predicted model, not a curated record. Lineage: Eukaryota; Metazoa; Arthropoda; Insecta; Lepidoptera; Noctuidae.